UAACAUCUUCAUAUUGUCUUGCGUAUGUUUUCUGAGUAGAUGGAUAUCAGUUCCGGUGAAGAGUCCGAGUUUAGUGAUUCGGAGAUUUCUGAUUACAAAGAUAAGCCAUACGAACAACUGAGGAAUGGAAAACUUAAAGUUAAGUAUUCCGGUGGCAUCUAUAGGUGUCCUUUUUGUGCUGGCAAGAAAAAACAGAAUUUCAAAUACAAAGACUUGCAUCAACAUGCUUCUGGAGUAAGCAAAGGCUCUUCAAACAGAAGUGCAAAGCAAAAGGCGAACCAUCUUGCUCUAACAUUGUACUUAGAAAAUGAACUGGCAGAUGAGGCUGAAAAGCCGCUGAAAGUAGCAGCGCCAAUCACUGAAGAAAACGAAUUGUUUUGCUGGCCUUGGACUGGAAUUCUGGUCAACAUAGUCAAAGAAUCAGACGGUGCGAAUGAUUUUGAGAACACUGAAUAUUGGAUCAAGAGAUUCUCAAAAUACAAGCCUGAAGAGGUUGAGCUGUUAUGGGAUGCUGAAAAGAGAACCGCAAAAGCGUUUGUGACGUUCAACAACAGUUUGAUUGGUUUGAAAAAUGGUAUAGAGUUUGGGAAAGCUUUUGGAGCUGAAAAUCCGUCUGGUUCAAGUAGUAUUUAUGCAUGGCUAGCUCGUGCAAAUGAUUUUGAAUCACAAGGGCCAAUAGGAGACUACCUUCGCAUGAACAGGGAUCUGAAGACGGUAUCGGAAGUUGCAAAAACCAGAAAACGACCAUUGAUUGAAUUAGCGAAGAGAAGAAAACUGCAGGUCCUUGAACAGGAGCGUGUCAAUGCAUUAUUAGAUGAACGAGAAAGGGCCCAUGCUGAGGUGGACAAACGUGAGAAACAAAGAUUAGAUGAGGAGAAAAGAAAGAUUGACAUGGGAAAGAGUUCUCUGAAUAUGGCCUCCAUAGAGCAGAAAAAAGGCGAUGAGGAUCUCUUAAGGCUGAUUGAAGAGCAAAGGAGAGAGAAGGAGGAGGCGUUGAAGAUAGUACUUGAGUUAGAGAGACAGCUAGAUGCCAAACAGAAACUAGAGAUGGAAAUUGUGGAAUUAAAAGGGAAAGUGAAGGUGAUAAAACUUAUGGCCGAUGAAGAUGAUACCGCGGUUCAGGGGCAGAUAAAAAAGUUGAACGAUGAGCUGGAAGAAAAGGUAGAGGAAAUGGGUGAUUUGGAGGAUAUGAAUCAAACUCUUGUGGUUAAGGAACGCGAAAGUAACUAUGAGUUGCAAGAAGUACGCAAAGAGUUGAUUAAGGUGUUUAAGGGCAUGAAGGGUAUGUUUAGUGGACAUACUAAUAUAGGGGUGAAGAGAAUGGGAGAAAUCGAUUCGAAAGCCUUCCUUGAUGCCUGCAAGGUGAAGUAUGGCUCUGAAGAAGCUCAAAUCAAGGCCUCUGAGUUAUGCUCUAUGUGGCAAGAGGAACUGAAAAAUCCAGCGUGGCAUCCGGAAGUAAUUAAUGAAAAUGAUAAAAAGCUAAAAACUCUUAAGGUAGAAUGGGGUAUUGGAAUCUUUGAUGCAGUGGUUGCUGCAUUUAUGGAACUGAAUGAAUACAACCCCAGUGGUAGAUAUGAAGUUAACGAACUUUGGAACUUUAAAGACAAUAAAAAAGCUUUGUUAAAGAAGGUUAUUAGCUAUAUCCUCAAGAAUUUGAGGAGCCUUAAGCGCAAAAGAGGCCACGAUAACUGAGCUGGCGGUUGCACAAUAGCAAUCAUAAAGUAGUACAUCCCUCUUUUCCUUCUGAACUAGUUAUUGGCCCUUUGGGCAUCCAGCAAUCACUCUUAUCAUGGCCACUUGUCUAAUCUGCCCAUUUUUUGCCCCUUAAUGGCAAUAGAACUUGCUUAAAAUGGCUGCUUUACAUACUCUAAUAUAUAACAAAUAGUAUAGGAAAGCGCUGGUAUAUGUCAUCUCAGCACAAAAAUACCUCAUUUUUGCUUAAAUC
Molecule: messenger RNA, 1945 nt
Organism: Helianthus annuus (common sunflower)
Lineage: Eukaryota; Viridiplantae; Streptophyta; Magnoliopsida; Asterales; Asteraceae
Product: factor of DNA methylation 1
Exons: 7
Coding region: 40-1692 (550 amino acids)
Biological process (GO): gene silencing by siRNA-directed DNA methylation
Source: RefSeq, a predicted model, not a curated record